AUGGGACUCAGCUGCUUCAAGUCCUGGACACAUGACAGCACAGGCCACAAAGGAAACAGAGACGUGUUGGCCAGCCCGGGGUCCUACUUCUUCCUCUCCAACAGCGCCGGUCAGGGCGACGAGUGGCUGAAGAGCCUCAACAAGGGAGUCUGGAUCCCCUUCACAGGAGUCUUUGGUCAGCGCCUGGAGGAGACGGUGCUGUACGAGCGACGCUACGGGGUGCGUUUGGUUCCUCUGGUGGUGGAGCAGUUGCGUGAACUUCAUCCUGGGAGCGCGGGCUGCACGAAGUGGGCUUUGUUUCGCCAGCCGGGACGGGCCAGUCUGGUCAAAGAGCUGCAGGAGGCCUUCGAUGCAGGAGAGAGGCCGUCCUUCGACAGUAGCACAGACGUCCACACGGUGGCGUCGCUGAAGCUCUACCUCAGACAGCUGCCGGAGCCUCUGGUUCCUCACGGACGCUACCAAGGACUUCCUGCUACUGCCGGUCAGAAGCUGUCGAGCGAUCGCACACUGGUUUUGGCCGAGUUGAGAAAUCUUCUUCAUGAGUUGCCGGUUGCCAACUUCAACCUGCUCAACUUCAUCUGCCACUUUCUAAAUGAGGUCCAGAGUUACUCCGGCAGUAACAAGAUGAGCGGGCAGAACUUGGCCACUGUGUUCGGCCCAAACAUCCUCCGAGCCAAAGCUGAAGACCCGCAAAGCCUCAUGAGAGGUGCAGCGCUGGUCCAGGUGCUGAUGUUGGAGCUGAUCAGAGAGCACCGGUCUCUGUUUGCCAAAGCGCCCCCGGCCAACUCCGCCCGUCCACCGCGAGGUUUGCACCCUUCACCGAGCGCCCUGAGGCAGCCUCACCUCCACCCGCCGCCGUGCCUCCGCCAGCUGUCCAUGCCUCUCAUCGUCCAGAACUCCAGCUGCGCCUUCUCUGCCGCUGCCAAGUCCGACUUGUCCUCUGGCCAGAAGAGGUUCCUCGGCCACCGCUACACCUCCUCCCACCCGGAGAACUGCUUCUACCCCUUGCCCUCCUCCAGUCAGGCCCUCCAGCACCGCUCUGAAAGACACAACAUUGAUUAUCACCAGCACCACGCUGGGCGAGGACCAUCCUCUGCAGAUGUUCAAGCCUCUACAAACAGCCUACAAGACCCACUGCCGGACAGCUGCAAGCCCAGACCGACUCCCGCGAGCUGGGCAAAGGCCUGGCCCGGCCCGGGAGAGGCCGGCACUGGUUUCUGGAGCUCUGGUGCCGCAGAGGAAGACGGUACAGCGCCGGGAACGGCCAGCGGGGGAAGCAGCGAGGCCCAGGAGGACAGCAACCUUUCUGCCUACGACAAUCUGGACAGGGUGUCUCUACGUCGCAGGUUGGAGGAUGGUGGGCGUUUUGAAAGCAACGAUCCAGGAGGCCACGUCGGACUCUGCGGGGAGGAGGCUGAGUUGGAGGAGGCCGGGCGAACAAGGCAUUCCUCAUCUUCGUGGUCUUCCUGUGAGGUUCUACCAUUGGACGAGGGCUGCGAUGCCGUGGACGCGGUCAGUCCUAACGCAUCACCAAAGACACCCACGACUUCGAGUCGGGGCGCAGACGAGCAAAACAGCGAUAGCGACGAUCAUGAAGACGGCUACGACAAUCGGGAUAACGAUGAAGACGAUUUCGGCGGUGACGACGACGCCCACCACCCGAACUCCCCGGCCUCCUGCUCCGUGCUCAGUGACAGUACCCCUCUCAGUACGGGCAGCUCAGAGGUGUUCCUCCCCUCUUGUACUGCAGACCUCCAGGUGUCUGAGCCUCAGUCACAGCCCGGGGGCGCUCACUCACUCCUGGCCAAGCUGCGGCAUCAGAUGGCCCGGCAGAAGGACGAUUACCAGACCAGGAUACAGAGGUUGGAGCGCUGCAACGACGUCCUGGAGCGGCGGGUCGCGGUACUGCGGGUCGGUCUGGAGCAGCAGAGGCGCCGUCGCAGCGUCGCCGAGGUCAAGAUCGGCGACAUGGAGCGAGCGAAAGCCGACGCCGACCUCCGAAACGACGCGCUUCAGAGAGAGAUGGAGCGGUUCUUCCAGAUGUACGGCGAGGCCAGG
Cyclopterus lumpus (lumpfish) is the source of this 2058-nucleotide messenger RNA. RefSeq names its product rho GTPase-activating protein 24-like. The record is from RefSeq and is a predicted model, not a curated record. NCBI's taxonomy places the organism in Eukaryota, Metazoa, Chordata, Actinopteri, Perciformes, Cyclopteridae. Gene Ontology annotation, cellular component: focal adhesion. Gene Ontology annotation, molecular function: GTPase activator activity. Gene Ontology annotation, biological process: negative regulation of Rac protein signal transduction; negative regulation of ruffle assembly; activation of GTPase activity.